AUGUCUCUUGCACUAGCAAAAGACUUGGGAUUCAAGGAAUUCAAGGGAUUCAAGGAAUUCAAGAGUCCAAAGGAGAAGAAGAAACCAUUGGAGCUGAAACAUAAAGAUGUCUUCAAGGACAUCAACUCGGUUUUGCUUCCAAGCUUUGAUGAAUAUGGAGGUGAAGAGGAGCCUGAUGGUGUGUCUAAGUCCUUCCACCAGAUAAGAAUCCUUACCCCCAUGGAUCCGGAGCUUAAAGAUGAUCAUUCCAUGAAGGAGAAACUCGGGAAGACCAUGAAGCUUUUCCCAAGGAUGACAUGGGAAACGAUCUUGGAGAGACCAAACCACCACAAGAGCCUCCUGAACCAGAGAAUUGAGAAGCUAAAGGGACCCCAAACCCUUUUAGUUGCUCUUCCCAACACUUAA
Microthlaspi erraticum is the source of this 405-nucleotide messenger RNA. NCBI's taxonomy places the organism in Eukaryota, Viridiplantae, Streptophyta, Magnoliopsida, Brassicales, Brassicaceae. The record is from the annotation of a GenBank genome assembly.